Molecule: messenger RNA, 663 nt
Organism: Geodia barretti
Lineage: Eukaryota; Metazoa; Porifera; Demospongiae; Tetractinellida; Geodiidae
Source: the annotation of a GenBank genome assembly
AUGCCAAACAAGAAGGGAACCGGUCUGUUGAUGGUGUGGGCCGACGUGCCCGCCGAAAAAGAGGAUGAUUUCAACGCCUGGUACAACGAAGAACACAUACCCGAACUGCUGGCCAUUCCGGGGAUCCUUAACGCUGCCCGAUAUGAAGCCGUCAAGAGUGGCCCCAAGCACCUGGCCUGCUACGAACUGGAGAGUCCCGCGGUGGUUGAGUCCGACGCCUUCAAAAACCGCCCACCCCGCUCCGACUGGGCUAACCGGGCCUCAGGGCCAGCCAUUGCGACCACUCUGAUCAGCAACGUUUACCAGAUGAUCCAUCCGAACGAGUUGACUUCGGCAAUCGCCGGCGGCGACAUGGCUCCUGCCCUGCAAAUCGGCCGGAUGGACGUGGGUCCGGAGAAUGAGGACGAGUGGAAUAACUGGUACAGCGGUAUUUAUGUACCCAACUACGAAAAGGUGCCCGGCGUUAUCAGGGGCCGCCGGUACAAGUCGGUCCGGGGCACUCCCAUGUACGCCACGGUAUACGAAUUCGAGCACGAAAGGGUUUCCGAGAGUGCGGAAUGGGAAGCGCAGCGCGAUAUUGAUCCGUCCACCGCUCGAAUCCGGCCCAUGAUGACCCACGCAGACGGUUCGCCGGGUGUGUGGACGAAAACGUUUCAGAUAUAG